Molecule: messenger RNA, 1164 nt
Organism: Fusarium odoratissimum NRRL 54006
Lineage: Eukaryota; Fungi; Ascomycota; Sordariomycetes; Hypocreales; Nectriaceae
Exons: 6
Coding region: 1-1164 (387 amino acids)
Source: RefSeq, a predicted model, not a curated record
AUGACCAAACCAGCGAUGGAACCGCCUCCGGGGAAGGAGACCAACUUUGACAAUCCAAACCGAGAGUUGUACUACAUCUGCAUUGCUUCUAAUGCAAUCGCAAUGUCUGUCUGUUCGAUAUUCGUCUUUUUACGUCUGUGGGCCCGUUACAGGCUGGCGAUGAGGCUUCGGCUAGAUGACAUUGCUUGUGUCAUUGGAUAUAUUGGCUUCAUGGGAUACUGCACUAUGUGUCUGCUGAUGUUGAGAUACGGUGGUGGCCUUCACCAAUGGGAUGUCCCAGAUCAUCUCAUAACGCAGUAUAACCAGACGGUCUAUGCGACCAUGGUCAACUACGGCCCAACAGUCUUUGCCAUCAAAGCUGCCAUUCUUCUCUUCCUCGCCAGCAUCUUCGCUCCUUAUAAGACCUACGUCAAAUGGAUAUACGGCUUCCUCGGAGUUAUGGGCGUCUACUACGUCGCCAUGUUAUUCCUCAAGAUGUUCAUCUGUCGUCCAAUCUCAAUGUUCUGGGGCGCUACAACCGAUGGCGAAUGCUUCAAUCAGCGAGUUCUCAUUCUUGUCGAUAACAUCAUCAGUCUUCUCAGCGACAUCGUUGUCCUUCUUCUACCCUGUCCCCUCACCAAGAAACUCCAAGUCGGACUUAUCGCAAAGCUCAAGAUCGUCGCUAUCUUUGGAGUUGGAGGAAUCGCCUGCAUCUUUAGCCUUGUUCGGCUAGUAUUCAUUAUCCAUAAUGGGGAAAGUCCAGAUCAGACCUACGUCUUUCUGCAAAUCAACCUGACUGGAAUCGCUGAGUGCGGCAUUGGAGUCGUCUGCGCGUGCUUCCCGUUCAUGCCAAUGUUAUGGAAAUCCAUUCUUCACAAAGACAAGCCAGGCUAUUCGUCCAAUUACUCAAGGUCACAGUUUGAAAUGAUGAGUUCGUCCAAACAGCGAUCGCGAAACACUGGGCAUACACCAGAGAGCAUUCACUAUAACGAGGAUAUGGGAAGUGACGAGAAUAUUCUCAUACCGAAUGGCAAGUCGUACGUUACCACCAAGGUUCGUGCGGGAGAUGAUACUGCUGAGGGUAGUACCAAUAGCAUCGGCGACGGGAAUGGGGGACACGGAACAAGCCUGGAUAAUUCGCAUAUUCUUCGAACAGUUGAGGUGCGUCAGUAUGAAGAGCAUUAA